Molecule: messenger RNA, 12278 nt
Organism: Sabethes cyaneus
Lineage: Eukaryota; Metazoa; Arthropoda; Insecta; Diptera; Culicidae
Product: protein gurken-like
Exons: 3
Coding region: 2485-3240 (251 amino acids)
Biological process (GO): epidermal growth factor receptor signaling pathway
Molecular function (GO): epidermal growth factor receptor binding; receptor ligand activity
Source: RefSeq, a predicted model, not a curated record
GUGCGUGAAUCGAGUUCGAGUACCAGCUUUUCCGAAUGGCUGCGAACAAAAGUCGCGAAUUGAUUCGCAUGUGUCGCUAGAAGUGCUUUUUCAGGUGCGAUAAUCGUUCGUUCAUAAGUAGUGUUGCGUAUUGUGCAUGCUUUCGGGUGAAAAAUUUGCGUUUGAAAAACCGAGAAGUGCCUCAAAAUUUUCCCUGUGGUGAAGCAGUAGAGAAGAAAAAAAAAAGGUUGAAGUGUCGCACACGAACACAUCGAUGUGCAGUUCUCAUCAUUACAAGAGCAGUGUGCCUUAUUAUACCUAUACCAGCGAAGCUAACCAUCAUCAUUGUCGGUCGGCGGAAUAAUAGCAGCAGCAGCAGCGGUAGAAACAGCUAAAAGGGAACCGAACCGAUAGAAGCCCACAGCCAACCAAACCAAGGCGGCUGACUGUCAUCAAUAGGCAGCAUCGGUCGGUCGGUCGGUCGGAUCGGAUCGGAGUAGGAAGGAAGCACAGUAUUCGCUGUUUUUAGAGGAGACGGUACGGUGCACACGGGAAGAGGCUCGGUUGCGGCGGCAGCGGCAACAGCAGCAGCAGAGAGAUACUCCCCGACAUCGUCAUCGUCGUCAUCGGUUUUGGCGAGGAGGGACCACCACCGUCGACGAGGACCACAACUGCUGCUAACACACACACUCUCUCUCUCUCUCGGAUGGCCUGCUGCUGGCAUACGGCCAACGUCCGACGUCGUCGCAGCGGAGACAGACAAGUACUUGCAUCGGUGAGACGCGAACCCGUUGCUUUUUAGGCUGCGGCAGCUUUUCGACAACCGCCGGCCGUCACAAAAGCAGCACCAGCACCGCCCAGAGGAGAAGGGGAAGUGAAAAUGUAAUUGUUUUCGUUGCGCGAUGAGUACCGCAAAGUGUUAGAGAUUGGUGACCCCUGUGGGAAGAAUCGAAGCUAGCGCUAGCUACCAAGCUAGCCAGCCAGAACUGAGGGGGGAAGAGCCAGCCAGCCUGCUUGCUUGCUUGCGUGUGUUUUCUGUACAAUGAAACUGGUGUGUCGCGAUCGAUUUUCCUACGAAGACGAAGACGCAACCGGGCAAGAUCGACAACGACAACGGCGACGACGACGACGAUUGGCAGCGAGAUUCGACGGUGAGAAUGAUGCCCUUGCCAUCCGCGAACGUUGGUCAUCUGCAUCUACUUCCUACCCGUUGUCGUUUACGGCCAGUUUCCCCUGCUGGCAGUGUUACAUUCAGGCAAAACACAACUUUCAUCACCAACAGCAACAUCAGCAACAACCAUCAGAGCAGCAGGUCUUCUAUCGCCAUCCCACGGAGCACUGUAAGCAAUGGAAUGCCGCUGAACGGUCAUCGAUUGGUUCUGUCCACCACGCCUGCUGUCCCCGUGACUGUCACACUAGCGCCGGUUAUAAACUUCCAGUGGACCAGUCCCGCUUCUACCGCCGCUAAGCUGCUGCCCCGAGAUUCGGCUCUAAAGUCUGCUGACACUGUUCCUUCGCGAGAAUCGACCGCAACAGCAUCCGCCGCACCGUCCGUUUCCAGACGUUCGAAGGAGAACGACAGUCACUGCCAUCAGACACCCGUCGUCAGAUCGAACGUCAGCAGCUGUACAGGUGAAUGAAACCUACCCGGCCGGAGUUCCGUCAUCCGUGCUACGACAGUCAUCUGCAGCAGAGCAGCAGUACCAGCAGCAUAACUUACCGCUGGUUUCUUCUCUUCCACAGUACCAUCAGCAGCAGCAGCAGCAGAGUUCAGUGAAAUCACAUUCUGUCAGUGCAAGUGCAACAACGAAUAGUUUAGUUAAAUCACCCUCCCCAACCACAUAGAUAACAUCAUCCACUAAGACGAAAAGUUACACGAAAAUAAUAAUAGUUUAUUACACUGCCUGUGUCGUACAAUAAUCGCUAGUGCCGCAACAGCAGAAGCAGAAGAAAAAGAAGAAAAGUUCGAAAAAAAAGCGAGCAAAAGACUCGUCAGUGAAGCACAUUUUUGGAAAAGAAAAAAAAAUAAGCGAAAAAAAGUAUCCCGUGUGAAGGGCUGGGAGAAAGACUCCCCCGACUGGCUAAUAAGAAGACGAGACCAGCAGAAGACGACGACGAAAAAGAAGAAGAAGCAAAGUUAAAAAAAAGUUAAAGUGAAAAGUUUUGCGCCGAAAGGCACGCAGAGAAUAACCGAGUGUGUUGUUGUUGUUGUUGUUGAAGUUAAUUUUUUUUUCUUUUCGCCACACACUGAGUGAGUGUUGUUCUCCUCCUCCCCAUAGCCGACCGUGUACCGUGUACCGACCCGUACCGUGCCGUGCCGUGCCGUGCCGUAGGUACGUGAGAGUUAAGAAAGAAACCGAAUCACCGCACACACACACCCAAACAAACACAAACACACACACAGGUACAGUCCCAGAAGCAGACCGGAGAAGAACAAAAAUAAAGAAUAAGUGAGCAUAAAGAAGACGAAGACGACGAAAGCCAACCUUUUUUUCAUUCAGAGCAAUGAAUAGAAAUAUAGUAAAAUUCUAUGCAAUACUAUUCAUCAUGCUGUCAUCAGUUGUGUUAAUCACAGACUGCUGUUCGAGCAGAUCCAUGCCGAAAUCCCGCCCCCGGCCGGUUUCGCACUUUCGUGGUGUGAUAACGACAUCGUCGGCGAAGAUCACCACCACAAAUGGCAAUGGCGAUUCUACCACGUUCACCCUGAUAACAACCAAGACGACUUCGACGACGGUCAGCGAGUCGCAGUCGGAGACGACCUCGACGGUGACGGAUCCGCGCAGCGGUCCCGGACCCGGUCCUGGAGGCGGAGGCGGAGGCGGCGGCGGUGGUAGUGGCAGCGCGAAAAGCAGCAGCCCCACCAGUAGCAACAACAGUAACAACAACAACAAGGACCAGCUGAUGCGCAUGGGUAAGUGCUCGCUGCUGUUCGAGGAAAACUACUGCCUGAACGGUGGCAAGUGCUACAACUUUACGAUUGCCAACUCUACGAUGCCCACGUGCGAAUGUGCCGACGGAUUCAUGGGUGAACGGUGCGAGUCAAAGUACUUGGAUGGGACUUACCUAAGCAUGCGUAAGUCCAAGAUACACAUCGAGACGGCCAGCAUCUACUACGGGGCGGCACUGGCACUGAUAGUGGUGCUUAUUUUGCUAUAUUUCCUACACUGUUUCCAGUCCACGUCGGCGGUGGGCUCCUCCGCGUCCUCCGUGGCGGGAAGCAGCACCAAGCUGCUGAGAAAGAGCAAAAAGGUGGUGAGUUAGCAAACUUCCUCCUGAUUACUGAUAAAGUACACCGAGCCAGGUCGUAUUUCGUUUCGUUGUUUUGUUCAUGUUGGAUAUAGGGUAGGAGUUUAAGGGAUCGAACGAUCCGAAGACGACGAUAAAUUAUGGACAAAUUUAGACAGCUUACACACAAACACACACGUUAUGGCAUGCAAUGCGCAAAAUAGGAGACGAGUUCCACCUUAUCACAGGAGGGUAAUUAUAAAUAAUUCUGCCUUCGGCGUCCUGCGCUCAGGAGCAGGAGCUGCCAGGGCAGAAUGCGCGAAAUUGCAAACAAACUAAUAAUAAUCGAAAGAGAAUCCCAACGCGUGCGUCCGUGAUCCGUGAUCGGCCGUUCGAGUUUCCAGCGUGCCAACUGACUGUGUUGUUAUUUUUUUGUUGCAUGCAGGUUGUGCAUGGGUAUGAAGCCGAAGUAUGACGGGACCGCUGGAAACUCGGAUACCGUCCGCGGCAGCCGGAACCACACCGCGUAGAGUGGUUGUGGUCUCGGUGGCGGCAGCUUGUUUGCGCUGGAAUAGCAAACAAAAGUCGCGCGCACUCGUUGGACCCCGCGAAACAAGAUAAGAAGAUCGAAUCGAAACAGUGACAAAAGAAUACUGCAUUAAUUUAUUGCUUAUCCUUUAUAUUUUCUUCCUUUAAGAAGUAUUUCCCAAGUGUAAAAAGUAGUUGUUCUAAGAAGAAGCAUAGUGUUUAAGGGAAAGUGAGGUUAGUAGGUUUAAGAGAUGGGAAAAAGUGUAGGUAGCCGUUAACGAGUAAGAACAAAAAUCAAUGCCUUUAACGAAAACAUAAGAAAAGCUAUAACAAUACAAAGAGCAAAUAUAACACAAAGCAAUAAUAGUAACGAACAUACAAGCCAACAAACAAUAGAACAAAACGAGUCAACAGUAAAAAUCCGGUUUCCUGUUUUGCCAAGAAAACAAUUACACCUCAGAAAUAAUAGACAAACAAUCGAUAUCAUUCAUUACAUACCCACACACACUCACAUUCACAUCCAUUUGCCCCCGAGCACGAACUACUAACGAGAGCCAAAGAGUACGUUUUAGUACUUUUAGAAUUUGUAAGCAGCAACAGAAGCAAACAGCUUAGGGAUUUUUUUUUUGUUCUGUUUAAUAAUUAUUAGUUUUCUUGUUUACGUACGCAAACGCCAGAUAUUAUUAUAUGCGCAUACCUUAAUAGUAAUCUCAUUGCGCGCAUGCGCGACGCAAGCAAAAAAGAAAAGAAAAGAACACAACAACAGCAGCAGCAGGUCGCUUAAUAUUUCUGAAUAAAGCAAACUCCAUCAAAACGGGGAAGCGCGCGCGCCCGCUGGCUGGUGGGGUCAGUUAGUUCUCAAUAUCUGCGGGCUAUAAUGGGCAGAAGAAGACGCGAGGCGCGCAUUUGGGGAGUCUUUGCGAUCUGGCGCAAGAACCGCGCGCUCGGAUCGUUUGGAUACAAGGAUGGAGAGAUUUGGAUAACAGUUCGAUCUGGGUGGAGUAAGUCUUUGACUGGUUUGUUUGUUGGAAAUGAAAAAAGGCAGUUAACAACACGGAUUUUCAACAAUUCUUUGCCUAUUUUAUAAGAUUCUUUGCUGGUUAAUGUGCAUAUUUCUGGAAAUGGAACUGUUUUUAAUGUCUAACAUUUACAUAAUCUCGAUUAGCUAGGUCGUCCAAUGAGGUAUUGAGCGGUAGUGAUUACGUACGAGUUAUUCAACAGAAUUUAGAUUUAGUACUGCUUCCAUCUCCGGCCAAAUGAUGGAUCAAUUCCUUCAAAAGUUAGUCGCCUAUUGCCAGUUACCCAUUUGAGAUUAGUUUUGGUGGACUUCACUGCCGGUUCCCACGAACCGUCAAAUUUAGGAGUACCUGGUAGUGUAAAAUACCAUUAUUACGAUUUUUUUGGCUUUGAAAUUGCAAAAACAUUAGCCAUAGCUAAUGAUGAGCACUGCGAAUAGCUCUUCGAUCGAUGAAUCGUUUACGAAACGCUCUCCGAACUUCGUCGGCCUAUGGAAAGCCACCGUGUGAAACACGGCACGGCAGAAUUGUGCUUUACAAGGAUGGUUUAGGGACACUCUGCUGGUCUAGUUCGGAAGUUAUCUAAACUCUAGGCCACUCACCCAACUGACUGCUGAUUCUGAAGACCUUGAAGUGCUCACUCCAAGUCAGUUAUGGGUGGCGAUGAAAAAAACUACAAAAUAUAGUUCUUGAAUCCUACGUUUAUUAAGGCUUUUACAAAAAUGCCGGGCGGUCUGCCGGCAGUUAGACGAAACCUUAUCCAUGGUCGAUGAAAAAAUAGAUGUUUGUGGCCUUAGCGAUCAAUUACUUCUCCCUUUUGGCCACAAAAUCGGUGGAGUAGAGGUUCGCCCAAAAAGUUUCUAUCGGUCGCAGCUGGGGAACGUCGGGAGGGUUGGCGGUCUUCAGUACAACGUCCCCCUUCUGCCGGUCCAUUUCCUCCAGUGAUCUCUAGGCAUAAUGAGUGUAGACCAGAUCCGGUCAGAACACCACAUCCUCGUUCGCGUGAUACUUCCUGAUGAAAAGGGCAACUUACGGUAGGGUACUUCGUACCCCUUUGCAUCUCCCCUUAUCGUUGAUCGUCAGUCACAGACAUUUUGCGGAGACUUGACGGGGGACGUAAAAUAGCCGGUCCUCUGCCAGUCGUUGCCGUCCAGCGUCAACUAGGUCUCGUCAUCCAUUAUGACCUUGACGCCGCUUUUCGCCGGAAAGCUGUUUUUUACUGGCAACUUCAGCCGCUACUUCUGGGUGAUUGCCUGCUGCUCGGACACGGUCGGCCUCGACAGUCGCUUCAGCAUAAAAAUAUCCAUUUUAGCCAGGUCGUUUGGUCGGUUACUCGGACCUCCGAACCACCUCAUGGCGCAAAACGUUGCAGCACCGUCGAGCGGCCAGAAUCAGGUUUUCGUUCGACGCUAUAAUACUUCUCCAGAAGUGAGAGGAUAUUGUAAAUACCAGAUCGACUAUAUUUGGCGUCCAACUUCUUUGCUCCGGGGUGGAAUCGGCUGUACGAACAAAGCAUCGAGCGUAGUUGCUUGACUGUUUUUGCCAUGGUUGCUGCAUAUCAACUAAUACCGAUGACGUAACCCUUGCUUGAUUGAAAAAGAAACUCCAGAUUGCGCAAUAAGCCUCGCUGCCGGUAGAUUCCCCGUCGGAUCUUUCAUCGCCAGGAUCGCCCCCGAAAGCAUCUGAAACACCUUCGUGUACAACAACUAGAAAUGCUAUAUUGUUUAACUACGGGUUCUAGAGACUAAACUCAAUAAAGUUGAACAGAUGAAAGACCUUUUAAUCGUUGUUGCCGAAAAACUGGCUAAAGCCUCAUAUCUCUCCAGUCAUCCAGAAAGCAAAUCGCAAACUUGGGAUUAUUUGCUAGAGAAUUUAAUGAUCUGCUUCAAAGCCCUCUACUGUUCCAUCGUUCGGUCUACCCGGACGAACCAAAAAAAAUUUGCACAGAAACUCUGGGAUUCCUCGCAUAGGAAUUGUGUGGUGGAAUCCUACAUAAGAUUCCUAUAGAAUGCCGUGCCUAUAGAACCGGGAUUCUCAUAUGAGAUUCCAACAGGUGAAUCCUUAGGAUUCCUUAAACUUGGCAAGGGAAUUCCCCUCACAAUGUAAUCGGAUUCCUCUUUCUUAAUCUGUACUAACAUUUUUUAUCAGCUUUUGUUUCAAAUUUUGGAUUUGGAGAGAUUUGGACUAGAUACUGGUACGGAGAGAAGAUUCUGGACCACAUUGUUUAUUAGAUUUUGGACCAGGUAUUGAACCACAUUCUGGACCGAAGCCAGAUUUUGGACCGCAUUUUUGAUGAGUACUUUACUCAGGUUCAGGCCAUUUUUUGGUGUCUUCUAGGGCUCUUGGCGUGGGUCAGUCUGGUCAACUACACACUACGGCGCUGUAUGUUAGUUAGUAAGUACACUGGAACUCGCCAAUAUUGUAUGAUUCCCUCAAGCAAGCUUUUGGGUUAUGCUUCUAGACAGCGUACAGCGUACGUCCAUAUGAAGAUCAUUGUUAGUUCCUGGGGAUCGAAACAUUGGCCAAAAGGAGACAUAUGUCACAAGCAAUAAUGGUUUGUGAUCUGCUGAAACUUGUCCGAAGGAUUAUGUAAUUUAUAAAAAGUGGUUUUUGACCUACUUCAUUUCACAUUUCCCACAAGCCACCGGAAUGUGGCACUCGUGGACUCCUUGAGGAACAGAAACUUGGCUGUCUUUUUUUGACGACUAAAUCUCUUUCUGAGAACGCUGUGGUGGUCCUUCCAGGAUUUCAUGUCUGGGCUCGAGCGUAGUCUUUACCAAGGCUAUUUCUUGUUCCAUUUGCUUCUGAAUGGAAGGGUAGACAAAUGUUCCUGCAUUGCCACUAGGGAGAACCUCGCCAUAUAUCGACCAUCGACGAGCAAGAAACCAGUUGACCACGAUCCUGACAUCCUGAGGAGUAAAAAGUGCCAAAAGGACGAUCUUCGUCGUCCGUGAAGAGUUAGAACAACCUUACCUGUGUAGAGACGAGAAAGGGAAUCUAAAGACAAACGAGCCCACAAGCCACCGAAAUGUGGCACUCGGAGAGGAAUGAAAUUUUUAUUCGAUUUCCUUGGGUAACAGUAACUUAACUGUCUUUAUUUGGGUAAACCGCCUAAACCGGAGUAAUUCAUUUGGGCCUUCGGUGAAAUUAGUUGUAUUGUCUGGCCCCAAAUGCAAUGCAUUGCACUAGACCUCUGCGGCUACCAACCUAAGGCUGCCAGAAAGGCCGAAUCGGCGCACCGUGGAAUGAAACCCAAAUCUAGGUGGACACAAGUAAUUACGCUAUUUCUCACGAAUCAUGCCUUCUGAGCACUUUCACACGCAUGGAAAACGCACAUUUUGUUUGAAGGAAUCAAGUUGCUAUCUCCUUCGGUUCCGAAGCUGCAGGCAUUUUUUCUAAAAAAUAUGCUUUUUUUCAAAUAUCAAUAACGUAAAAACUGCUCAAAAGCAGUAAAUCAAAUUUUGUAUAAAUGUUUAGUGAUGUAUUGACCUGCGAAAUUAAUUGAUAUCACAUCGAUCCAGGUCGGCCCUUUUUUGCUAGACCGUAUUGAAUAUUGAAGUAAAAAUUCCCAUUUUACUUACCAAAAUCACAAUUUUUACGUAAAUUGAGUGGAUUAAAAAACGAAAAUAAGUCUAAAUGCUUGUUUUUAUCUUUAUUAUCUCUAUUCAGCUUCAGAAAGUAGCUCAGGUCAAUUGAACGGUUGAUUGUAAAGUUCAAUUCAAAUGGGUUUUGACGCUCUUCAUCCAAUGUUCCCACAAGCCACCGAAAUUGGCACUCGAAGAGGAAUGAAAUUAUUCGAUUUCUUGUGUAACAGAAACUCGGUUAUCUGUAUUUAGCUAGAUCGCUUUAGACGUAGUAAUUCAUUUGAGGCCUUAGCGAAAUUGGUUGUGAAUAUUGUCAGGUCCGAAUGCUUUCACUAGACCUCUGCGACUGACAAUCCAAGGCUGCCAGAAAGAACGGCAGAACAAAGGGAUGAAAUAAGAGAUCUCGACUGCCGACGAUUACCCGCCAUGGCUUUCACCUGUCGGCAGGACAGGCUCUGGUCAACAGACCGGAUGUCGCUGGCUAAGCUGCGUCGCUAUGAAUCUCGGGGUCUGCUUCUUCUACGUUGCCCUUGCGGGUUCCAGUCGAGUGCUUCUCUGCAGAUCCGCUUCUUUCCUCAAAGUGCAUCCGAUCUACUAACACCUACGUCCUCGAAUUUCAGCAGUUAUCGUCAGUUGAUAACAUCGAUGAUGGAGUUCCUCGUUGGAUAUCCAGUUAUGUAUGUCCGAUGAUGUAUCGGACAUCGUAUGACGAUGUCCAGACUGUACCCUUUCCUUAGAAGCAAGUUAUUUAGCGGAUCAAUCGAUAACUGCGUGCAUAGAGAACAGAGCGUUGAUUUUAAUCAUCCAACGGGUGACAACGUCUUAAGGCGGUCUCCGCUUUUGAAGUCCCAAAGCCACAUUUUUUUCGAUCGACGAUAUGAAAAAAGUAUUCGAUACUUUCCGAUCAAAAUAAAUAAAUAUCUCUACCACUUCAAAUUAUUCAAUAUCCAGCUCCACAGCAGCGGCAACUCUGGUAGAUAUCGCAUUUUUCCUAAUAGCUUCUAUGAGUUUUUGGUGGAGUUAAGAGACCUUUCAAAGACCAUAUCGUUGUAGAGUCAUUUACAAAACUAUGAAACUGCAUAUCUCCUGAAAUGGUAUCAUUUCUUUGCAUUUCAUUUGCUCGUAGUUUCACACUUUUAAAAGCAAUAUUGAACGAUCUCACCCGUAAUUCGUACACCUGAUCUUGAUUCCUCCAAGGUCGGAAUCGGCCUAACGCGUCGGGCACUUGCGUUCUCAAGCAUAUAUGCAAUAACUCACUUCGACUAUCUGAAUCAUGCGCUGCCUUAAAAUUCACAAACAGAUGAUAAGCCUGUAAGUUACAUUCCCGGCGGGCACGCGAUUUCUGGCCUGGUCCUGAUUUUGAAUAGUUGGUUACCGUAGUAUAACAUGUGACUACAUUCCCACCCUCCUUUCCCCAAUUUGUGAAUGGUCCCUUACUAGCUACAGUUCCGAUAAAAGUUUUUAGAGUGAUAUACUCCUUGAAUCUCCAUAUUGAUAUGAAUCUCCAUCCUGUAUUCUGAUCAGGAUAAAUUUGGUCGGACGAUAGCUUAACGAAUGGUGACUCAUUUGGAUAUCCUGACUAUCCUUAUAUUCACCAUCAAACAUUUUUGCUUAAGAGUAACUUAUUCGGCUAUUGAAGCGCGUGUAACAAGCGCAUGAAAAGCUGUUAUAUAACAAAAAAGUCCCUUGAGUCUUUUCUUUAAAAUCUUGAGUUGUAGGUAUUUAGUUCAGAAACAAUCAAAAUAUCUAUUCUUUAAACUGUCACUAUUUUUCCUUUAGCUCAGUCAAAAUACAGCAGAAAAAUCGAUGGAAAUUGUAACCCUUCAAUCCAAGUAAACUGGGCAGUGUUUUGACAUUUCAUACAACAGAACUAUAGCAACGCAGAGUCAACAAAUGGAAACUCCCUUAGUCGAAUUGUUAUCCAAAACCUUCCAACCGAGAGCAGCAGAGAGAAAACCACAUCGUAUCAGUAUUAAACCCACAGCGUUAGUUUUGUUCCGUUAGUUAUUUUUUUUUGGGAAAGAAAAUUUUCUAAAGGUUUCAAAUCAACCAGUGAACGGUUGACGUUUUUUUAGUUCAAAUUGUUUUUGAGUUUUCGGUGCAACACCUACUUAUCAGCUUUAAUCUCCUAGACCUAAGAUGUUCCCCCUCCCUCGAAAAAAAAAAGUUGAAAACAUUCGUUCUUCCAAGGCAGCACCCUGCCGGAAAACCCCGUAGUGCAAUGGGAAUAUGAUUUCCAAAAAAAUAAAAUGGCGUUUCCAUAUUCUUGUUGCAUUACAUCCUCUCUAGAAGAUAUGACAAAAGUGUAAAGUUUUUUAUAUCUGUCGUUUUAAUUUUAGAAGCAUUUUGGCAUAAAGCUGUCGAACUUAAUUUUUUGAUACUCAACUCUCUCGCAAAAUACUUAAUAACGCAGACGAAAACAAAAAAAACACACACACACACAUGAAGUAAUUAUUUGGUUCCUAUCAACGACGGACAAGUUGAGCUAUUUAUAAACAUGAGAGAAAAUCAUCACACUUGCUACUUGACUACUUCGAAAGCAUCAUUUUUACUGUGCUUUUUAUAGAUAAACAAUCAAAAAAGAAAAGUCCUUACGGAACAAAACACUUCCACGCCACUGGGAAGAACUCUAUUUAAAAUGUAACUAACAUUCCAACUUAUUAUACACAAUUGUACGAUUACAAUUUAUAUUAUAUAUUUUUUAAGAAUCGCUAGCUACAUUUUAUAAUUACACUAAAAGCAGCAAGUAAUAUACACUCACCUAUACACUCACAAUAACGCGCAUACUCGAACAUAGUGGAUUAAACAGAAUAAACGCUUUAUGCCUUAUAUUGAAAAAAAUACGAAUCAAAAUACGAAAUCACCCAUGACGAUGCCUUUAUACCAAGAGAAAGAAAAAUCAAACGCUAGUAAAAAAAAAGAGAAACAACACGUAACGUAAAGUUACACACUUAUUGUACUUUUUUUUACACUAAUCUCAAAAAGAUAAAAGAAAACGAGAAAAUUUGUUCCCGUUUUUUUUUUGUUCUGCUGUAAAAAGUUGAUUAAGGCAAACUGUUUAGAUUCUGCCAACUCUUACUUAAGCAAAUCUUUUUUUUUUAAUUAUUUAACACUACACACAAAAAAUAAUACACCCACACACCCACAAUAUACACGCAUCUUACUAUUGUACUCGCUGCUAAUAAACGGGCAAAUACAUAUACAUACACGCAAAUAGAGGAGAGAAAAAAAAACCAACAGCCCAGUAUUUUUCAUACGUACGCGCGCGAACACAUUCGUUCGAUUGAGAGAGGAAGCGAGUGAAUGAAUCUGUCUGUCUGUCUGUGUGUGUGAGAGAGAAAAAAACCUUGAAUGUUACUUGUUAAAUCGCAUCGUUGUUAUUCGCUCGCGUGUCCCAAUAGUAAUCGAAAACAAAAAAAUAAAGCAACUUGCAAUGUAACUAUGUAUUUGGAUGGAAAUGGAAACACAUUACUAUACAAUAAAGACUGAUGUAUAUGUCUUAACUACUUACACUUAACUACUUAAUAUUAACCAACAGUAAUGAAUAAACUCUCUUUGUGACGUAUAAGCAUCCCACAUUCACAUACACAUCCACACACACACUCAACCGGUACACACGCAAUCAGAGUCACACAUGUUUUAUACUGAAAAAAAAUUUAUUAAAACCUUAGGGAGAGAGGCACGCUUCUGAUACUGCAAGCAACACAAUUAAUUGCAAACAAUUGUCAGCAGAAGCACUAUGGGUGGCAAACGAAUCGAACGAACGCUUAGCGUAAACGUGGAUAAAGAAAAGAAAAAAACACUAGGAGCAGAAUCGACAAUAAACCUUCCAACCAAGAGAAAAAAAACCAAGAACAGAAGUGAAGCCACACGGAAAAUCUCCGCGCCCUAAAACACGGACGGCGUGUGUAAAAGGUUUUGUGUGUCCGCCCACCAAAAAAAAAGC